This is a messenger RNA of Galleria mellonella (greater wax moth), 1659 nucleotides long. It is a transcript of the gene serpin-1, whose product is annotated as alaserpin. Gene Ontology annotation, molecular function: serine-type endopeptidase inhibitor activity. The coding region runs from base 136 to 1329 and encodes 397 amino acids. The transcript is spliced from 9 exons. The record is from RefSeq and is a predicted model, not a curated record. Lineage: Eukaryota; Metazoa; Arthropoda; Insecta; Lepidoptera; Pyralidae.
AUAAAACAAUCGUAGGUAGGUACCUAAUAAUUAUGAAUAAGUAAGUUGUGGCGAGAUUUCCGAUGUAUUAAAUAAAACAACAAGGAAAGAGACGACCAGUUCAAGUCCGGCCAUCGUUGAGUGACCACGUCCAAUAUGAAGGUCUUAAUUUGUUUAAUCGGAAUCGUAACCGCCGUGAUAGCGGUAGACAAUGAUGUGGCAGUUGAAAAAGUCCUCAAGGAAGGAAACGAUAUUUUUACCUCGAGGCUAUUUCCUGAGGUGGUAAAACAGCAUCCAAAAGAGAGCGUCGUUCUAUCCGCCUUCUCGGUGCUGACGCCGCUUGCUCUAUUGAGUCAAGCAUCAGUUGGUGCUUCUCAUGACGAACUCCUCAAAGCCAUCGGUGUACCUAAUGACAAUGUUACAAAAGAGGUGUUCUCAUAUCUGAAAACCAAUCUCCGAUCAGUGAAGGGAAUAGAGUUGCGAAUGGCAAAUAAAGUGUACAUCCCCUUACAGUUUGCUCUGAAUGAUGACUUUGCAGCUGUAUCGAGAAACGUUUUCGAUUCUGAAGUCCAAAACGUUGACUUCACCAAGAGCCAGGCCACUGCUAAAUCAAUCAAUGCUUGGGUGGAGAGUCAAACUAACAAUCGUAUCAAGGACUUGGUGUCUCCUAACUCCUUAGAUUCUGACACCCGUGCAGUGCUCGUCAACGCUCUUUAUUUCAAAGGAACUUGGAAAGAAAAGUUCAAUAAAAUGUUUACAUCUGACCAAGAUUUUCAUGUGACUAAAGAGAAAACAGUUAAGGUUCCUAUGAUGUAUAAACAAGAUACAUUCUUAUAUGGUCAGAGUGAUGAACUGGAUGCUAAGCUCUUAGAAUUGCCUUAUGAAGGAGACGAAGCAUCUUUCCUGAUUGUGCUACCCAAUGCAGUCGACGGCCUUUCUGCUCUUGAAGAAAAACUGAAGGAUCCUUCACUGUUAGAAAAAGCUGUCAAAAAUAUGAUUAAUCAAGAAGUUGAAGUUCACUUGCCUAAAUUUAAAAUAGAAACUAAAACUGACUUAAAAACUGCUCUUCGAAAUAUUGAUGUUAAAAAGAUUUUCACUAGUGAAGCGCGUUUAGAUAACUUACUAAAAGAUGUAAAAGAAUCUCUAUACGUAAGUGAGGCGAUCCAAAAAGCUUUCAUUGAAGUCAACGAAGAGGGUGCUGAAGCAGCUGCAGCCAAUGGAUUCGUAAGUUUGGUAGUGGGUGGUAUCGUAUUACCAAUUAUUUCCAUGGACAGACCUUUCUACUUCGAACUUAACUACAAAGAUACACUUCUCUUUAACGGUGCAUUUGUGCAACCACCUGUUACAUAAAUAUCAUAAUAAUAAUCGUAGAUUAAUUUAGCAUUUUUUGCAAUGAAAGCUCGAAUUUAAUAACUGCUUAAAAUCAGUGAAAAUUAAAGUUUAGAUUAUAAAUUUUGAUAUGUCUAAUUUAUCUAUCUAUUUGUAUGUAUAAGUAAUUUUAAUUUAAUUUUAAAUUAUAUUAUUUAAAUUUAAUUACUUAAAUUAUUUCUAUAAAAGUACCUUUAACUAUUUAAGAAAAUUUUGACUAUGAGAUUAUAUAACUUGACAUUAAAAAUAACUUAUUUAAUUUAUGUAGUUAAAUAAUAUGUUAUUAUUAAAUAUAUAUGUAUUAUAUUAUUA